AGUCCCAAGGAACGAGGUCAUCUGGUGCUCCAGAUUGGCACCAGUGACCCCCAACGAGCGGUCCAGGUGGCCCAGAUGGUGGAACGGGACGUGGACGGGAUCGAUGUUAACAUGGGCUGUCCCAAGGCCUUCUCCUUGAAAGGUGGGAUGGGUGCGGCCUUACUGAGUCAUCCCGACAAGAUCCAGGCCAUUCUGACGGCUUUGGUGGCCAGUGUGAGCAUUCCAGUGACGUGUAAAAUCAGGAUAAAGGACACUGUCGAGAAGACCAUGGAGAUUGUCAAGGUCAUCGAAUCGACGGGUGUGAGGGCGUUUGCGGUCCAUGGCCGCACCAAAGACGAACGGCCCAAUCACGCCGUGCACACGGACGCUAUUCAGGCGAUUGUGAAGCAGGCUGCCAUCCCCGUGAUCGCCAAUGGCGGCUCAAGCAACAAUCGCAACAGCUCGGACAACACCUACGACGGCAUAAAGGCCUUCUGGAAAGAAACCGGUGCGGCCAGUGUGAUGGUGGCCAGAGCGGCCGAAUGGAACCCGUCCGUGUUCAGGCCAGAGGGCAAGGCGCCCGUUAUGGAGGUUGUGCACAAGUACCUUGAUUAUGCUAUUCACUAUGAUUACACGUUUGUCAUUGUCAAGUACACGGUUCAGCAGAUCCUAGGCAGUGAACAAGACUCGGAAAUGGGCAAAAGGUUCCUUCAUUCAGCCACCAUGAGAGAUCUUUGUGCCGUAUUUGGCAGAGAGAAGGAACUCGUGGAACGUCAGGACUGGAUCCGCCAGAAAUCCAAUGACCUCGAUAUCACCUCCACCACAUUCCGAUUCUGUCGUGACGCCAAGAUUUUGCCGAAGAAACGGAAACUCUCGGAGCCCGAGAUCCACGAAUAUCGAGCCAAAUUCCAGUCCCUGGACAACCAAGAGAAACGUGAAUGCUCAAAAAGCGACACAAACCAAGUUGACACCGAAGAAACCGAUGAGGUGACGUCCAUGUUUUGUCCCUUUGUUCGCAACCAUUACCGGGAUACGGGUGAUAUUCCCAAAUGUCUUCUGCUUACUUGGACUCUGGAGAAUGCUCUGGAGAAGCCUCAAUAUGUGACUGAACGAACGGACAAGACAUUCCGCUCAGUGGUGAGAGUGAAUGGUCGCCUGUUCGAAUCCGAGUCGUGGGAAAAGAACAAGAAGUACGCGGAACAAGCCAGUGCUAUUGUGGCCCUACAUUGUCUUGGGAUCCGAUCCGUGAACCCGGAACAUCUCAAAAACCCAAAUAAAUCUUGAUCCGGGAUCGUUGAAUGAGAAAUAGAUCUAAGUUGAAACGUG
Messenger RNA from Tigriopus californicus, 1305 nucleotides. It is a transcript of the gene Dus2, whose product is annotated as tRNA-dihydrouridine(20) synthase [NAD(P)+]-like. Lineage: Eukaryota; Metazoa; Arthropoda; Copepoda; Harpacticoida; Harpacticidae. Gene Ontology annotation, cellular component: cytoplasm. The record is from RefSeq and is a predicted model, not a curated record. Gene Ontology annotation, biological process: tRNA dihydrouridine synthesis. Gene Ontology annotation, molecular function: tRNA dihydrouridine synthase activity; flavin adenine dinucleotide binding; tRNA binding.